This is a messenger RNA of Nannospalax galili (Upper Galilee mountains blind mole rat), 4327 nucleotides long. It is a transcript of the gene Rhoj, whose product is annotated as ras homolog family member J. Gene Ontology annotation, biological process: small GTPase-mediated signal transduction. Gene Ontology annotation, molecular function: GTPase activity; GTP binding. The transcript is spliced from 5 exons. Lineage: Eukaryota; Metazoa; Chordata; Mammalia; Rodentia; Spalacidae. The coding region runs from base 405 to 1049 and encodes 214 amino acids. The record is from RefSeq and is a predicted model, not a curated record.
AGCGAGGGGGGAAACUCCAUUUAAAGGCCCUCCUUUCCUCCAUGUUAGCUGGGCAGGGGAAAACGGGAGGGAGUUAGCCAAACCCCACCGUGUCUCCAGCCAGGCUGGAGAUGGGGAGGGCAGAGUGAGACUCUCACAGGCUGCUGAAAUUUCUAGGCUGCCAGGAAGUCCCGUGAAGUCUGUGAAAAAGAGUUUCCUAACUCAAAGGAAAAGGGGAAAAGACCAGACCCCCUCUCAUAACCCCCUUCCAAGUGUGCGCUACCUUUCUUUUCCAGUAUGGGACGCAUCAAGGCUUGGAUAAGUCUGGGACCUGCCUGGGAGAGGCAACGGAGCCCAAGACAGGCAGCGUGAGCCCCAGCCUGGUGCCCUGGAAAGCAGCAGCAGCCACCGCUGGAGGGACCAAAAUGAACUGCCGAGAGAGCAAUGACAGCAGAUGCGGCUGCGGCGGCAGCGAGGAGAACAAGAUGCUCAAAUGUGUGGUGGUCGGUGACGGUGCGGUGGGGAAGACCUGCCUGCUGAUGAGCUACGCCAACGACGCCUUCCCCGAGGAGUAUGUGCCCACUGUAUUCGACCACUAUGCAGUUACUGUGACAGUGGGAGGCAAACAACACUUACUCGGACUGUAUGACACCGCAGGACAGGAGGACUACAACCAACUGAGGCCACUCUCCUACCCCAACACCGAUGUCUUUCUGAUCUGUUUCUCUGUUGUAAAUCCUGCCUCUUACCACAAUGUUCAGGAGGAGUGGGUCCCGGAGCUGAAGGACUGCAUGCCUCAUGUGCCUUACGUCCUCAUAGGGACCCAGAUUGAUCUCCGAGACGAUCCCAAAACUUUGGCACGUCUCCUGUACAUGAAGGAGAAGCCCCUCACUUAUGAGCAUGGCGUGAAGCUGGCUAAAGCGAUUGGAGCACAGUGCUACUUGGAAUGUUCAGCCCUGACUCAGAAAGGUCUCAAAGCUGUUUUUGAUGAAGCCAUCCUUACUAUUUUCCACCCCAAGAAAAAAAAGAAAGGCUGCUCGGAGUGCCACAGCUGCUGUGCUUUUGUCUGAAGUUAUCUGAGACCUGCGUCCCUGCCGUCCAAGGGGGAGAAGGGCAACAGAUCUCUGUGACCCAACUCCAGCCAAAAAGGAGGGAGUGGUCAGAAAGGGAUCCUUGCUCCCCAAGGCCCCACCCUUCCACCCUGCCAGUCCUCAGCCCAGCAUCCUGUCAGCUGACUGCCACAUCCCCAGACCAGACAUAUCCACCCUGCACCAAGAAUACUGAGCCGCAUUUCAGACAGGGAGCCGGUGAGGUGUUGGAAGCAAAAUCAAGACCAUCAUGUACUUCACAUCUCCCCUCCCAUGAACUUGAAGUGACAGGAAAUCCUAGCGGGAAAACCAAGAACUCUGCUCCUGCAUUGGUGGCCUUACUUUGUGUAUUUUUCAGAACUUGGGAAUGCAACACUAACCCUCUUUCCUGAAUCUUCUCUCUCCCAGGUGUCUUACAUUUGUUUCUAAUGUUGCAGGCAAUUCCCUGAUUUCUGCAAAUCCCUAUCAAAGGAGCCAAAAGACAAAGUGGGUUAUGUUCCCGCCUACUGUCAGUAGGUCUCUGCCAAAGUUCUUAGCGCCAGCAUGUACCUCUGAAUGCCUGAUUACAAGAAAACUUUGCAAUUUUAUAAAUUUACAGAGUCAUGAUUUCUUUAAACCUUUGAAAGAGAACAGCCUGUGAAUUAUUACAGCUCCACAAUUUUGCCAAAGAUUCACCCUGCAAACACUUCCAGUGAUCCAUGGCCUGGUCUUUCAAAAUUCUAUCGCCAUGCAAACUAAAAAUGAACUGUGUUUGAGAAAACAGUGUUUCUGCUUUUCAUCUGAAUUAGUCAGGGCAAGAAUUUGACAGAAGCAAGCCAUCUUUGACGCUGUUGUUGAUUGAGCAACAAACAAUAGUCUCUCCCUUCCUCAUCAAAUGCCCUUGCCCUCCCUCAGCUUCACAGUUGCUCCUGUGCCCAGUUCCAUGUGCUCCAAGUCAGAGCCUGACCUAAAAAAGGCUCUGGACACUGGACAUGAAAAAGCAAGUGUUCUAGAAUCCCUAAGGGUCAAACAAAGUGCCUCAACUUUUCUACUUGCUUUGACCCAACAUGCUUCUCAGCUUGCCUCAGUAUAAGCUCCAAUUACAGUUAAGUGACACUUUCCCGUUGCAACUGGUAUGAAGUCAUUGCCUCUCUCUCCUUAGUUCAUUCUGCCAAAUGUCUGUGGAGGAACUAGUUUAGUAGGUGCCAUUUCCAGAUCGAUGCGCUACACCAAGAGAAGGGAAUUUGGUCCUUGGGCAGGAAAAGCUUCUAGAGAGAAAUCAUGUGACUUUUCUACUGGAUGAUUCCAAACAGCCAGGAACUCUUAGAAUAGAGUGACUUUUUAUGCUUUAAUUAGAGGCUAUGAUUGGUUCUAAUUACUUGUAUUUGCUUUCAAAUGCCCUGGAAUUACCCAGAUAGGCUAACUUUUACUAACUUUGAAAUUUUUAUUGCAUAAAUAGAUCCUAUCUUGGCACUAUGAAAUUGUACCUCUUUUUCUCUUGAUUCAAGCUCCCUCCAUUGGAGGGAAAAAAUCCCAGAUUUUCUAGUCUCUUCUGCUCCUAGAAAAACUACAUAGAAAAGAAUUAUAUAAUAUGAGUCUUCUCUCUCUUAAAACCUUCCAUGACACCCCUUCAUUAGAAUUGUAUCCAUCUUACAGCUUUCAAUCACAUUUUAAACUCAUAUAACUUUGUGUAGUUAGGCUCCUAUAAACAAAGUAGUAAUCUAUCAAACUAGUAAUAAACUAGUGACAAGAAUUUGACCUUUGCACCAAGAUGCCUACAAUCUAGAGCACACAGCAAUGUAAUCCCAAUUCGUCUGUUUAGAAUUUCUGAAAUGUGCUUUCCCCUCUUCUACACUUUAAUACUGUUUCUCUUCUCUACCAUCCAAUUGCUACACAUUUUCCAAAACACACAUAGGUAUAUAUGCAUGAGCACACAUAUAAACACAGACAUAAACAUACACAUCACCUAAAAGGAAACAGGAGAUGUGUGAGUCAAAACUUGAUGUUUAGAGAAAACAAGGCCUUUCUGCCUUCCUAAGUGGAAAUCAACCAUGUCUGAGCUACAUCCCUGCAGAGGUUGUCAAUUCAUCCUUCAAUAACAGUAAGGAGCAUUUAGCCCUGUAAUGAAGGAAAUGCUAUGAGCCAGCUUUGCUGCAGUAUGGCAUAGCUAUCCUUGCUAAGGGGCUGCUUCUCACUUCUCAUUGUUGUGGAGGAAAAAUUGAAAGUGUUGUGUUGUCUCCACCAAGGAAAACUUCCCAGAUGUGUGCAGUCAACAGGAAAAUAGCUCCCUGGGCCAUCACCUCCCUAACAGGCCAAUGGGAUUUUUAUGGCAGGACCUAAUUUAUUUCACAAAAUGUCUUCUGCCACAAGAAUGACUAAGACUGUUCUGAAAACUAAAAGCAAAGAGUCAUAGAAAUCGAGAGAUUUCUAUGGUCCACACCAUCUUCCAAAGUCAACAAGUAGCAGCUGAUCUCCAUGUAAGGGGAGAAAAGGCCUCAGAUCCUGCAGCACAAUCCCUCGAUGUACAGAUGACACACUCAGCCUGGGUGGGCUGAGAGAGGUGUACUGUGCAGAGCUGAAACAGAUCUUGGCACCUGCUUCCCACCAGGCAUCCAUCAGCUCUGUACUGUAACAUGCACAGCGCCACAUGUAUCAAUUUGGAGUUUAUACAUGCAUCAUUAGAGUUACAUCUAUUUAUCCUACAGCUUUCAGCCACAUUUUGAGUUUCUAACUUUAUGUAGUUAGGCUCCUAUAAACAAAGUAGCAAUCCAUCAAACUAGUAAUAGAGACAAGAAUAGGAUCUUUGUACCAAUAUGCCUGCAAUCUAGAGCACACAGUAAUGUAAUCCCAAUCAAGUAGCUAGUUUUACAGAUGUUUUUCACUUAGAUGGUUGCCAGUUAGAAUUCAUAGACAGCUGAGAUUAAGACAUACAAGUCAAAGCCAUGUUUACAGUAAGAAAUCAGGGUUGUACUCCUAGUACAACCAUAGAAGUCAAGAACUACCACAACCUCAACCAAGAAUCACAAAGUCAAGAAUUAAGUCCUACACUUAAGACAGGAAGGGGGUUUUGAUCCUAUGAAUUCAAAGAUACUAUGUCUGGUUACAAUAUGCAAAGAAUCAUCUGGGAGAUGUCUGGUCUGUAAGAGAACUGCCAAGAAGUGGAAAUAGCCAUCCACGGUGCUCACUGGACCACUAGCAAGGAAAUAACACAAAAACAAGAGACGAGAAACAAUCACAACUACCCCCACAAACUCAGGAGGAAAAAAAAAAAAAAAAACUAA